Molecule: messenger RNA, 180 nt
Organism: Anisakis simplex (herring worm)
Lineage: Eukaryota; Metazoa; Nematoda; Chromadorea; Rhabditida; Anisakidae
Source: the annotation of a GenBank genome assembly
AUGUCCAUGUUUGGUAUGGACGACAACACAAAAUGCCUCCUGAUUCAAGAAGUUUAUCAGCGUCCGCUUUUGUGGAAGGCAUCUGAUCCGCAUUAUGCAGAUAUUGCUGCACGUUGGGAUGCAUUCAAUGAAAUUGCUCAAGCACUCAGCGAUGACGAAGUGAAGUUCUCAUGUGCGUAA